UCCUGUAAAACAGCCCUAGGAAUGAAGUCAGGGGACAUCAAAGAUGAAGAUAUCACAGCAAGUUCAUCGUACAAUGACGCUGUAGGCCCUCGAACAGCUCGGCUAGAACAGGAGGUGAACAGUGGUGCUUGGUGUCCAUCCCGCCAAAUUGACAAAGAUACAUAUGAAUACCUCGAGAUCAACUUGCACAGUCUGCACGUGAUCACCCAAGUAGCUACUCAGGGUCGAUUCGGUAACGGUCAGGGUCAGGAAUAUGCUGAGCAGUAUAAGUUGGAGUACUGGAGACCAGGAGUGCAUGACUGGAUUCGCUAUAUCAAUAGAACAGGACACGAGGUCCUUCAGGGCAACACCAACACCUAUUUUCCAGCUUUACGAGUGAUUGAUCCGCUGAUUAUUGCUUCCAAAAUUCGAUUUAUCCCUCACAGCAUUCUUCUUCGUACUGUGUGCAUGCGAGUAGAAGUUUAUGGUUGUCCUUGGACAGAGGGCAUUAUUUCCUACUCUAUGCCUCAAGGAGAGAGGCGAGGCCUAGAACUUGACCUUUCUGACGACACUUACGACGGGGUUAAAGAUGAUAGCUAUCUCAAUGGCGGUCUGGGUCAACUGACAGACGGUGUCGAAGGCGACGACAAUUUUAAGGCGGAUGCUGACGGAUAUGGGAAAGGCUACGAGUGGGUGGGAUGGAAAAACGACUCAUCCUUUUCUAGGCCUCUUCAGAUUGUAUUUGCCUUCGACUCAGUUCGCAACUUUUCGUCUCUCUACUUCCACUGUAACAACAUGUAUACCAAAGAUGUUCAGGUAUUCGCCACGGCCAAACUCUGGUUCAGCAUCGGAGGCAAGUACUAUCCGAAUGAUCCCCUCCGCUUCUCCUACAUGGCUGACACGUAUAACGAUAAGGCUCGGAACGUAACAAUCUUCCUGCAUCACCGGAUUGGCAAGUUUGUAAAGGUCGAGUUAACAUUCGCCUCGCGCUGGAUUCUCAUCAGUGAAGUCUCCUUUAGUUCCGUUCCAGCUCAAGGGAACUUUACUGAAGAAGAGCCGCCUGCAGCGCCACCUAUCGUCAGUACAGCUGUGAAUGAUGACUCUUUAUCGAGUCAGUACGUGGGGUUGGUAAUCGGUGUUCUGGCUGCUGUAAUACUUCUUCUUAUCAUUGUUAUCUUCAUCAUCAUCGCCCGAAAUCGUCGCCGAAAGCACACAACUCCUCACACCAUGCUCAAGCCGGUGGAAAAUAGAGUUACCAUUAACAUGAAGGAUCUGGGAAUCAGCUAUUCACCGUGUUCACCCAUGGGACGUCAAGCUAAUGGCAAUGUCUACGGUCAGGUGGCGCUAGAUGAUGCUGAUCCGGACAAGCUGCUUUACCAGGAGCCUCAAGACUUCAAGCCUUUCGGAGGAUUAUACAGUAAUGACUCCACAACCUCCAGAGAGUAUGCCGUUCCUGAUGUCCAGAAGCCCUCAACACCUCUUAGUCACCCACCACCAACACCAGUAAACAAGCCACCGUUCCCCCAGACGUUGCCAAAAUCUCAACAUACACCUAGUGAAAAGCAUUACGCAGCUACAGAUGUCGUUAAACUACCCAAUAUUCAAGGAGUAAGCGGUAGCACCGUGUAUGCUGUGCCUAACGUAGAGCUGCUUGGUAGAGAGGAGCUGCCUAUCCGGGAAAUCCCAAGACAUAGGCUGAAGUUUCUGGAGAAACUCGGGGAAGGCCAGUUCGGAGAGGUCCACCUCUGCGAAGCAGACGGGAUUCCUGAAUUGGUCGAUGUGCCUUGCUAUGGUAACAAGACCAUGGUUGCGGUUAAGACUUUGAGACAAAACGCGUCUGAUCAAGCCAGAAACGACUUCUACAAAGAGGUCAAAAUCCUUUCCCGGCUUCGAGACCCUAACAUUGUGCAUGUGUUGGGAGUAUGUACACGUGAGGAACCGCUGGCAAUGAUUGUGGAAUACAUGGAAAAUGGGGAUCUUAACCAGUUUCUGCAACAACAUAUUCCUGAAGGUGCAGCUUACAGAUCAGUGAGUGCCAAAACUUUGAGCUACGGCAGCCUUAUCUACAUGGCAACUCAAGUGGCCUCAGGGAUGAAAUACUUGGAAUCUCUCAACUUUGUUCACAGAGACCUGGCAACUCGCAACUGCCUAGUGGGCAGGGCCUACACCAUAAAGGUGGCGGACUUCGGUAUGAGUAGGGGCCUAUACACAGCUGACUACUACAGGAUUGAAGGAAGAGCAAUGCUUCCGAUCCGCUGGAUGGCCUGGGAAAGUAUCCUAUUGGGCAAAUUCACAACGAGAAGCGAUGUCUGGGCCUUUGCCGUUACUCUCUGGGAAAUCUUAACCUUCGCCCGGCAGCAGCCCUAUUCUGACUUGGGUGACGAGCAAGUGAUCGAGAACGUAGGGCACUUCUAUCACAACGAUGGUCUGCACGUACUUCCCUCUCAGCCUCCAAACUGCCCCAAAGAGAUCUAUGAUCUCAUGCGUGAGUGUUGGCAGAGAAACGAUAACGAUAGGCCUAAUUUUAGAGAAAUACAUCUGUUCUUACAGAGAAAGAACUUAGGCUACUCUCCUCAACUAUGAGCAAAAUCAUUCGAUGUGGAAAUUGAGCUUUUCUUGACUAGAAGAGAUUCUUCAUCUGUUCUGGAAAAUAUUCAGUUUGGCUUGAUGUGUUCUGUUAUUCUAACAAGUGUGUGCUUGUGACCAUUGAUUAAGCCUAACUUUAGGUAUAAUAUUUGUACUGGCAAAAUAUCGCAAAUAAUUAACUUAAUGAAAUAUUUCAAACAAAGCACUCCAUUAACAGGUGUGAAGCUCCGAACACUGCCCUCUUUUCUUUGAAUUCUAACCUGGAACAAUUUGAUGAACUUUGUAGCAGUAUGGUGUAAAGGGUGCUAAGUACAUAGAACGUUUGAAACUCCUGAGUACGAGAGUGGUGCUACUAAAACAGUUCCAGUGAAUGUAUAAGGCAUGUAAUUGAAAAAAAAAACAACUAAAACCAAGCUCAGAAGUUUCACUUGGUGAUAUUAUGAGCACUAACUUUUCUGGAGAGACCUGGCUGAGUACUCGAUAAGAGCGCCAUCUGUGAUCUCUCCAUAACAACCAUAUCAGUUCCAAUUAUGGAAUUUAUCUAUGAUUUUUUCUUUUGUAAAUGAGUGGAACCUGCAUGUACAGAUCCUAAAAGAAAAGAUAAUUAUGUGUUAAGCAUUUAGAUGUAUGGAUUAUACGAUAAAUGUAACUUUAAGCGACAAUACGGUUAUGAGUACUUACUGUAAGCAUAGCCUUUACCGUGUUCAACUUGACGCACUUCAAUGCAAAUAUAUGCACACCUAUACGGAUAACAAUAUUCUUUUUCAGUCAUGAUUAUAUGUGAAUUUUUAGAAUUCUACGUUAGAGCAUUUUAAAUUAAAAAACGUAUAAUAUAUAUAUAUAUAUAUAUAUCAAAGGCAUUCGCGAUUUCGUGAGCCUAAAAUGCCCAUUCCUUCACAGAUGUCAUUGUGAUGGUGUUACUGUAAACUUGUUCUUUCAGAUGAACAGUUAUUCUAUUUAUUAACGUGAUCCCUUUUACUGUUCAUAACAUACGAAUCUAUUCUGUAAAAUCGCAGAAUUAUCUGCGAUGUAAUAUCGUACAUUCUAACCUUAAAAAAAAAACUUGUAUAACCUCUGCCUUGUAAGUUUUAUGGAAAAUUUCGGUGUUACACUUCAAACGUAUUGAACUGUGCAAAAGAAAAGUAGAUAAGUUUUCCUCUUUUUUACAAGUAGUAAAUAUUGAAGUGUACUUCAAUUAAUAAAAGGUUUGCUUUAUGCAAAUCACAUUCACGUAUUUCAAAUAAUUUGAGACAUGUUUUGUAUCUAUAGAAACAAGUGUUUAUGCUGCUUAAAAAUGUUUUCUUUAAGUCUCGCUCUUGUUCUUAUACAAAAAACAUUCGAACUGACAACUCUGCUGUGAUAAGAAGUUCGAAGCAAGCAUUGUACACUUUGUAUAUAUUAAGGGAAGAAUGAAGGCAAACUUGGAAACUAAGACUUCAGCUUAGGUCACUUAGCUGGAAAUCUGAAAAUGGAAUUUGUAUAUCGUUUUGACAAAGAAUUUCCUAAUGUUAUGAUCAAUUAUUUCAAAAUAACUUCUUCAAAGACAACUCUGUUGUUGAUUUCUUUGGUAAAUAGGUCCAAAAGAAUAAAUCUUGAUCAAACAUUUUGUGUGCUAAUGGUUUAAAUAAUUAUACAAGUCUAGGUAAUUGAAUAAAAAUGUUAAUCAUAAAACACUGUAUAUCAGUAUCACGUGUUAUGGUGAUUAAGAAUAAUUAUCUUUUUUCAAGCCUAUUAAAUAACAAAAGCAUAUAAAUAGUUUGAAAGUAAUUCAGAUUAAAAAAUCCAAUAAUAUAAAAUACUGUUUUAAAUAGAUUUAUCAAAGCUUGGUAAUAACAUUUGGAACAUCUGUAAUUUAAAUGGUACACCUUAGCUAAAUAAGUUAUUGUUUUCUGUUUCUUAACCAGUAAAAGUUGUAUCAUCCCACAAUUCUAUUGUCUCUUAUUGGUGGAAUGUGUUGUUAUACUCGUGUCAUUGCCAUGAUUUCAAUUAUGUCAGUUUCAAACCAUUUUCAAGUUAAACUGGCAUGCGUGGUUAAAACUUUUGAUAUUACGACUUUUUCUGUUUUGAAAGACUUUUCUAAGGAAUUUUAAGCGGUCUGAAAUAUCACACAAAACUUACCGGUACCUGUUUAAUUUGUAACUUUAACAAGUUGCCUGUAUUUAUUGGUAAACACUUCUAAAAAUCAAAUAGUUUGUCCACUUAGAAAAAAAA
Limulus polyphemus (Atlantic horseshoe crab) is the source of this 4776-nucleotide messenger RNA. RefSeq names its product discoidin domain-containing receptor 2-like. The record is from RefSeq and is a predicted model, not a curated record. Gene Ontology annotation, molecular function: protein tyrosine kinase collagen receptor activity; ATP binding; collagen binding. Bases 22 to 2562 code for a protein of 846 amino acids. NCBI's taxonomy places the organism in Eukaryota, Metazoa, Arthropoda, Merostomata, Xiphosura, Limulidae. Gene Ontology annotation, cellular component: signaling receptor complex. Gene Ontology annotation, biological process: multicellular organism development; cell surface receptor protein tyrosine kinase signaling pathway; protein phosphorylation. The transcript is spliced from 12 exons.